Molecule: messenger RNA, 5665 nt
Organism: Sphaerodactylus townsendi
Lineage: Eukaryota; Metazoa; Chordata; Lepidosauria; Squamata; Sphaerodactylidae
Gene: NLGN1
Product: neuroligin 1
Exons: 7
Coding region: 918-3455 (845 amino acids)
Biological process (GO): neuron cell-cell adhesion; modulation of chemical synaptic transmission; chemical synaptic transmission
Cellular component (GO): synapse; postsynaptic specialization membrane; cell surface
Molecular function (GO): signaling receptor activity; neurexin family protein binding
Source: RefSeq, a predicted model, not a curated record
UUGAAACCUAUAAUAGGGGAAAACCAAGGUUCUCGGCAUUUUUUUUUCUUUUAGUGAGCAGUGCAUCUAGGAUAAAAAAAGAUUUUUUUUUUCAAACUACACGCAUACACAGAUACGACCUCCUCUCCAGCCUCCGCGCGCCGUGGAAAUCCCACCACCGGACGCCCAGCAAACGGGAUUCAUCUGGAGGGCAAUUUCAAAUCGAGAUAAAUCUAUUGGAUUUAGAGGGAUUAUCUGAUUGCAGCUGAAAAAGAAGGACCGCUUGAUCAUUUCUAGUUCUCGCCUGAUGGUCGGAUUUAAAUGGAGGCGGCGGCGGCGGCGGCUCGGGGCUGAGGCUGCUGAAUUCCGGAUGGGAUUUUUUUUUUCGCAGUCUUGAGAAGACGAGCAGGGCGAGAAAAAAUUAUAUAAAUCGAUACAAUUCGGAAGUGUCCAGCGGAUGAUUUAAGAAGCUCGAGUGUUACAGCUGCUUUUUUUGGGGGGGGGGGGAAGGAUAACGCCUGGAAUCCGGCGAAUUUCGGCUUUAGCGGUGAUCUUGCCUUUAUUUUUUUUUAAAGCAGAGUCGUUGUGAACUGGAUAUAGACCUGCAGCUAACUGGAACUGAUUUAUAAGAGGGGCAUCUACGACAAAUGGCUGCUGUCUUAAUAUUGCUACUAUGGAAAACAGAAUUGUCAAUAGAACAUCAUCUGAUAAAUAGGGCUGAGUGAAGACCGAGCCACAAGGAGAAUGAAAUCCAUGGAAGAUACUUGUCGUGUGAAGAGCCGUCUGGGGGUGUUCUGACGGGCACACAUUUUGGAGGCUCGAUCCAUUUCAUUUCCCUGGCCCCCUCGAAGACAAUUCUCAUUCACCCCUGCCCCCUCCCCAUCAAGUGGAUACAAAUAAAAUUGCGUUGGCCAUUGUGAGACAACCGAUGUGGGACCAUGGCCUUCCCAAGGUCCGUGUGGCUGAACUGCAUGUGGAGAGCAAUGCUCGUGCGCCUGUUGCACAUGGGUUUGGAUGCCACGUUCACUUUUUGCAUACUUGGUUUCUUGCUUCACGCUGCCACCGUGUCGUCGCAAAAACUGGAUGAUACUGACCCAGUGGUGACAACCAGCUUUGGCAAAGUCAGAGGGAUGAAGAAGGAAUUAAACAAUGAAAUUUUGGGACCAGUCAUCCAGUUCCUUGGGGUUCCUUAUGCCGCCCCGCCCAUUGGGGAGCACCGGUUUCAACCUCCUGAGCCACCAUCUCCCUGGCCAGAUAUCAAAAAUGCUACCCAGUUUGCUCCAGUGUGUCCCCAGAACAUUAUAGAGGGCAGGUUACCUGAAGUCAUGCUUCCUGUCUGGUUUACUAAUAACUUGGAUAUAGUUUCGACUUACGUACAAGAUCAGAAUGAAGACUGCUUAUAUUUAAAUAUAUAUGUCCCAACUGAAGAUGGUCCCCUAACAAAGAAACAGACAGAUGAUUUAGGUGAUAAUGAAGGUGCGGAGGACGAAGACAUUCGAGAUAGUGGGGGGCCCAAGCCAGUGAUGGUGUAUAUUCAUGGCGGGUCCUACAUGGAAGGCACUGGAAAUUUAUAUGAUGGCAGUGUACUGGCAAGUUAUGGCAAUGUGAUAGUCAUCACCGUCAACUACCGGCUUGGGGUACUUGGUUUCUUGAGCACUGGGGACCAAGCAGCCAAAGGGAACUAUGGCCUCCUUGAUCUCAUUCAGGCCUUGAGGUGGACUAGUGAAAACAUUGGGUUCUUUGGUGGUGACCCGCUGAGAAUCACCGUUUUCGGAUCUGGCGCUGGCGGUUCGUGUGUCAAUCUCUUGACUUUGUCCCAUUAUUCUGAAGGUAACCGUUGGAGCAAUUCAACCAAAGGACUUUUUCAAAGGGCAAUAGCUCAAAGUGGGACGGCGCUCUCCAGUUGGGCAGUCAGUUUUCAACCUGCAAAAUACGCCAGGAUGUUGGCCACGAAAGUUGGUUGCAAUGUAUCAGAUACAGUAGAACUGGUAGAAUGUCUGCAGAAGAAACCUUACCGAGAACUUGUUGACCAGGAUAUUCAACCAGCCCGGUACCAUAUAGCCUUUGGUCCAGUCAUAGAUGGGGAUGUGAUACCAGAUGACCCUCAGAUCUUGAUGGAGCAAGGAGAGUUCCUCAACUAUGACAUAAUGUUGGGAGUUAACCAAGGAGAAGGGUUGAAAUUUGUAGAAAACAUCGUCGACAGUGAAGAUGGCAUCUCAGCCAGCGACUUUGACUUUGCAGUUUCAAACUUUGUCGAUAAUUUAUACGGAUACCCUGAAGGCAAAGACAUACUAAGAGAAACCAUUAAAUUUAUGUACACUGACUGGGCAGAUAGACACAAUCCAGAAACAAGAAGGAAAACACUGUUGGCUUUGUUUACUGAUCAUCAAUGGGUUGCGCCAGCAGUGGCUACAGCUGAUCUCCAUUCAAAUUUUGGAUCACCCACUUAUUUUUAUGCCUUUUACCAUCAUUGCCAAACAGAUCAGGUACCUGCAUGGGCAGAUGCCGCUCACGGGGAUGAGGUUCCUUAUGUUUUGGGGAUCCCAAUGAUAGGUCCUACUGAAUUGUUUCCUUGUAAUUUUUCCAAAAACGAUGUCAUGCUAAGUGCAGUCGUGAUGACAUACUGGACAAACUUUGCAAAAACUGGGGAUCCAAAUCAACCAGUCCCACAGGAUACAAAGUUCAUUCACACAAAACCUAAUCGGUUUGAGGAAGUAGCAUGGACCAGAUACUCUCAGAAAGACCAGCUUUACCUUCACAUUGGAUUAAAACCGCGAGUGAAAGAACAUUACAGGGCCAACAAAGUGAACCUGUGGUUAGAACUGGUACCUCACCUGCACAAUCUUAAUGACAUUUCACAGUAUACCUCUACGACAACUAAAGUGCCAUCAACUGAUAUCACUUUCAGGCCAACACGGAAAAAUUCAGUACCCGUAACUUCAGCCUUUCCUACAGCCAAGCAAGACGAUCCCAAACAACCACCGAGCCUAAUUUCCGGGGAUCAACGAGACUAUUCCACGGAGUUGAGUGUAACUAUAGCUGUCGGGGCAUCUUUGCUGUUCCUGAACAUUUUAGCCUUUGCAGCUCUAUACUAUAAAAAGGACAAGAGGAGACAUGAUGUCCAUCGGAGAUGUAGCCCGCAGCGCACUACUACCAAUGAUCUUACCCAUGCACAAGAAGAGGAAAUAAUGUCCCUCCAAAUGAAGCACACGGACUUGGGUCAUGAAUGUGAGUCCAUCCAUCCACAUGAGGUGGUUCUCAGGACCGCCUGCCCCCCAGACUAUACACUAGCGAUGAGGCGGUCCCCUGAUGAUAUCCCCUUGAUGACCCCCAACACCAUUACAAUGAUACCCAACACUAUACCAGGGAUUCAACCCCUACACACAUUCAAUACAUUUACCGGUGGACAGAAUAACACUCUGCCCCAUCCCCAUCCUCACCCCCACCCCCAUUCACAUUCAACAACUAGGGUAUAGCCAGACAAGACGAAACAAACUUUUUAUUUUUUGGUGGAUUACAGUGGGGGAUAAUUAUGGAAGACGUGACUUGGCUUUCAACCUACAAGACUCUUACUAUUUAAAUAUGGAGGAAUAUUAUGUGAAUAUACAUAUCAAGGACUUUGGGGGUUCGGGGCGGGGAAAUGAAUUGUACAUAUAUACAAAUGAACUUUUAAAAGAAAAAGUAUAACUUUUUACAAUUGCUUGAAGCAAUUGUCCUGAAUGAUACUUUUUUCAUUCACAUUCAAGUAUUAAUUUUUUGAGGAUUUAAGUUACGUAACAGAAUUAGGCUUGUGCAACAAAAUCAGGAAGGAGACGAUGACUGGAAAUUAAAAUACAAAAGUUCUAUCAAUAUGCACAAGGGACACAUUAAUGGAAUGUCAGAUAAUUUUCACCAGUUUUGAUUUCGAACUGUUUUCUUGUGUAGACCAUAUUUACAUAUUUGGAUAAUUAUACAAAGCACCGAUGCUGUUAAAGGCCUUAGAAAUGGGCUCAUUUGCUGAGAUCUGCCAAGGAAAAAGGGGGGAGAAAGUUUUAGAACCUGGCAGAUAUGACAUUAUCACAUAAGCGCUGUCAGUAUAAACAUUGUGGGAAUAAAGGAAAUGGGAUAUUUUUAGCACGAUGUGCAUGAUAAUUUAUUAUGCUUGGUGGCUGUGCUGCUGAUUAAGCCGUAAUUAAAAUUCUUGUCAUCCCAUUGGGGUUCGGAAUAGAAACUUCUUCCCUCAAUUGGCAUAACCUAAGGGAGGUUUAUUUUAAAGGGAGAAACUCCCUUCCCCCCCCCCAAAAAAACCCUUAAUUGACAACCCUGCAAUUCCCGUUAGUUUCCAAGUAACAAAAGGCAUUACAGUAGUUUUUAAAAAGGUGUUUGAUGUUAUGGAAGGUGCCGGGUGGGGAACCCAUGCGGAUAGGAAUCCCAAAAGGAAACAAACAUCUCUAUUCGGUUGCUACAUUCUCUUUCCACCUAAUUAAUUUACAGUGUUUAUAAUGCUGAUUGGGCAUUUUUGAUGAAGCAGUUACCGUUUUGAUGGGGUAUCACUACAGUCUCUUAGGUUUAUACCAUUAAUUUCUCUUUUUUAAAAAAAAAAAUCCAAAGAUUUAUUUCCAAGAAGAUGUUGCAAUACAUGAGGUUUCGCUUCUCCCUAACCACAAAUUAUCGCAUUGGUUAUAACUCUCGUUCAUUCGACUUUUCAUCUCACACGUGAUAAAAAUGUAUCCGUAGUAUUUCGAAGCUAUUCCCUUCUUAAUCUGUGUAUCGUCAGAGGUGAAGGAGGUCACUGGAAAGAUCUUUAAGGAGAGCUCUGCAUCAUACCGAUAGCGAUAUGGAAACUAUGGGGUUGGAUCCGAGGGGCUUGUCAGCUGGUGACGGAUUCCCUUUGAUUGUGGGUGUGGCAUUAAAAGAAAGCCACAGGAGUGUAGUGAGAAGAGAAAAAGACCACGACCGUGUGAAAAAGCCAGAAAGGAUCCAACCCUAUACAAAGAAUGGCAAAGUCAACGUUUGAAACGUUUCAAUUCUGCGUCUCAUUUUUAUCACUGUCCUUUUGAUUGGAAAGGAAUGAUUGAAAAAUGAUAAGAGGAUCUUUGUACCCCCCCCCCCGACAGUUACUUUCAAAUUGUUUAAAAGAAAAAUCGUACGCCACAAUCAUUUAAAAAAAAAGGUUUGUAAUGUGUAAUCAGAUGUACAUUUAUAUAGAAAAGAGGGGGAAAAAGUUGAGAUGGACUAAAGAGCACAUCCCUGAUGAGUAAUUUCUCUCUUUUCCUGUAUUAUAUUUCUAUUAGAGUAAAGUUAUGUGAAUCUUUUUUUUAUUUUGCAUUUUUUCAAAAAAAAAAUUACUAGCAAUUUUGAUAGUUUGUAAGAUAACGCGCAGAACUUUCUCUGACAAACUAACUGCAGUAACAGAAAUGUUUCUUUUCAGUUACUCUUUUUCAAGAUGGAAAGCUUAUUACACACACAGCAAAAUUGUAUACUACUUGAUGGGAAACAAACAUUCUUUGUACUUCUGGGCCAGUCGCGUUGGCUGCUGAGUGGAAAAAAAAUGCUAAUCUGGAUAAUGAAUAUUAUAAUUAUUUCAAUGCUAAGAGACCUGAGAUUUGCUCAUUAAAGAGCUCAAAUGUUUAUUGCUGUUUUGUCAUUUUUUUUAAAAAAAUGAAGUAAUGGUAACUGUCUCAGAAUAAAGAGUUAUUUCUCAAGA